AUGUUGAGAAUACUUCAAGUUUUUGGAAUAGUUUUAAUAACACCCGACGAAACAGUUCAUCAAAAUUUGCGCAAUGUUGAUCCUGUGAGUUAUUUGUUACCGUUCAAAACUUUCAACCAUGACAAUGAAUAUUUGAGGCUUAUGAAAAGUGCCAGAAGCACUGGACCAGUUCACACAUACGUCAAGACUGAUAAAAACGCAAAUGUUAAAUGGGGAGUUCGUCAUUUUGUUGGAAAAAAAUACGCUUAG
This is a messenger RNA of Clunio marinus, 249 nucleotides long. Lineage: Eukaryota; Metazoa; Arthropoda; Insecta; Diptera; Chironomidae. The record is from the annotation of a GenBank genome assembly.